AUGGAGUUGCAAAGGGUCAGGGGCGUUUUUCUUCCCAAGGGUCAAAUGUCUUUGUCAGGAAGCUUUCAGGGGUCACCUGCCGGUGGUGGACAGGGCAAAAGGCAUAAGAACAUAAGAAGUGCCUUCUUGGAUCAGGCCAAUGGCCCAUCUAGUCCAGCAUCCUGUUCCCACAGUGGCCACCCAGAUGCCUGUAGGAAGCCUGCAAGUUGGACAUUAGCACAACCGCGCUCUACUCACCUGCAGUUCCCAGCAUCUGGUAUUCAGAGGCGUACUGCCUCUGACAGUGGAAGUAGAGCACAGCCAUUGUGGCUAGGAACUGUCCUCCAUGAAUUUGUCUAAUCCUCUUUUAAAGCCACUCAAGUUGGUGGUUAUCACUGCCUCCUGUGGGAGUGGGUUCCAUAGUUUAACUAUGUGCUGUGCAAUGCAGCAAAGAACACAGAGACAAGUGGACAGAAAAAAUGGUUUAUGACUCUUAUCUUUGGACAGUAGCCUCCACCCCAGCCACACAAAAGCCAGAACUUUUUGCACACGCAAUUGUAUCUUUCCAUCCUCCAUACAAGCAAGAGAUGGAAUUGUUACAGCUCAAGGACACAUUCCAGCAGGGGUAAUUGCAUACUCCAGGAGGGUGCAGAGCAGGGCUUCUGAGAGGUGUGGUCUGAGGAGAGUCCCAAGGGUCAGACAGAGAGGCCUAGAGGGCUGCAUUUGGCCUAUACUUCCACAGUUCUGCCAUAAUGUAACAGGGAAGAAAUUAAGAUAAAGUCAUGACUCCUGUAUCUAGUAGUGAUCUGGACACCAAAGCAGACAGACUAUAGGGGCAACAGCUGGGGAGUUAGGUUUGGGUCAGGGCUCAGAGCUGAGUGCAGAAGCUGGAGAGACCAUUGCACCUGAAGUGGUUGGACAAGAAUUCUCAGAAGAACCUCCCAGAUCACCAUGGCCUAUAAGGACAGAGCCUGCACCCUCAUGGACACCUUUCCCUGAGCCUGAAGGACCAGGUGCUCACCACCGCCCAACACCAGUCUGGUAACACUGGGAUGGGUGGUUCCCAUGUCCCCAUGAUUUCUUCACUCUAAGUUGCUCUCACUGAGUUUCAAAUGCGUAUGUGCACUCAGUAAAGAUCUAGGCAGCGUUAUGAAUCAGGCUUACAAAUAAGUGCUCUGCCUGCUGUAGCCAUCAAAAAGAAAAAUAAUGUUGUGACAAUUAGGAAAGUUGCAGGGAGUAAUUCAUAAAUCAUCGUAAUAGCUCUGCAUAGGCUAAUGACGCGUUUUAUCUUCAGUAAUGUAUACAGUGUUGGUUCUCCCAAUUCAAGGAGGAACGUUGUACCAAAGCAAGAUGGUUCAGGGUUUGCAAAGUGGCACAGAGAAAACGUAAACAACCUUGGUAAGUUAAUUCUGAAUUAUGGUGUGCUGCAUUUAGGAAGCAAUAUGAAAAUAGUGAAUUCUUAAGCGCUGACUCUUAAUUCUGACUUAAUUAAUGUUUCUGAUUGUUUAUUUCUCUUCAUAAUGAAGAGAUUCUUUUACCAAAGAAUAAACAACAAUGCUCAUAAAAGAAUACAUCAGCUUCUAAAAAUAGCUACAUUUUUCUAGUGAAUACAAGCCAUCUCUGUAGAACACAACGGGUUGCCUCUGCUUCUGUCAACAUUGGAGUAUUUUAUUGUCUUUGCAAUAUAAGCUGGCAUGUACUUAUACAUGACAUUGAGACAGGAAGGUCACUGCUUGCUAUAAAGCCACAGAGAAAGUCACAGAAGUCAAGACAGGAAGGAAAACCUCCGAGUGUUAAGGCUGACUUACAUGAACAAUUCCUGAGCUUCUGCAUGUAGCUUGAUGGCUGGGAUUGUGUACAUGUGCUGAAAACAAUCACACCAUGUUUAGGAAGUGUCAGUUUCCUGUAUGGAUCUCAACCCAAGAUCAGAACCCCAACACUGCAACGUACAAAUACUUUUUAAAAAGUGGGGGUAUUAGAAAUCUGUUGAAAUACUGUUUGGCAAACCAGACCCAAGAUGAUGAUGAUUUAUUAACUUUGUAUACCGCCAUUCAUCUGAAGAUCACAAGGCAGUCACAUCAUAAAAGUACAAUAUGAGAAGACAAAAUACAUAAUAAAACAAAAAUAAAACAAUAACCCCCCAAGCACAUUUAAAAGACCAUAGAACCAACCAAGGGCCUAGUUAUAAAGAAACAUUUUCACCAGGUGCCAAAAGAUAUGUAAUGAAAGCACUGGGAAAGCCUCCCUUGGGAGAAAACUUCACAAACAGUGAGCCUCUGGGCCUCUCAUGGAAGAGGCAAACAAAAACAGGCCUCAGAUGAUGAUCGCAGGGUCUGAGAUUGUUCAUAUGGGAAGAGGCAUUGUGGUCCUGAGCAAUUUAAGGCUUUAUAAGUAAAAACCAGCACUUCGAAUUAGGCCCGGAAACUUAUCGGAAGUCAGUGCAGUAAGACUAGGAUCGGUGUAAUAUGCUCAAACUGUCAUACCUUGGUGAGCAACCAGCCUCUGAAUUCUGCACCAGCUGAAGUUCCAAAAACUGUCUUCAGAGUAGCCCUAUGUAUAACAUGUUGCAGUAAUCUAACCUCUGGGUUACCAGAGCAGACAACAGACGUUCAGCUAUCCCUGUCCAGACAGGGGUGCAACUGAGCCACCAGCCAAAGCUGAUGGAAGGCAUUCUGUGCAACUGAGGCCAACUAAGCCUCAAACGAUAGCAAAGGAUUCAGAAGUAGCCUCAAACUACAUACCCACUACUUCAGAGGGAGUGUAACCUUAUCAAAAGCAGGCAACCUCAUGUCUAUCCAGUUGAGGGAACCACUCACUAACAGUGCUUCAGUCUUAUCAGUUUCUCAACUCUCAUCCAGUCCAUUACUAAGGCAAGAUAAGUCCAGCACAUCCACUGCCUCACCAGCAGAUGUAAAUGAUAAGAAGAGCUGUAUGUCAUCAGCAUAUUUCUGGCAAAGUACUCCAAAACUCCAGAUAAUCCCAUCCAGCAGUUUCAUUUAGAUGUUAAACAGCACAGGAUAAAACUGAGGAACCCCACAUUGAAGGCUCCAUGGGACCGAAGGUAACUCCCCAAGCACCACCCUCUGGACAGGACAAUCCAAGUAAGACCAGAACCAUCACAAAGCUGUGCCCCCACCCAUAAUUCAAGGCAACCAUUCCAGAAGGAUACUAUGGUUGAUGGUAUCAAAAGUCACUGAGAGGUCAAGGAGAAUUAACAGGGGAACAUUUCCCCUCUCCCUCUCCCAGGAGAGGUCAGCAUACAGGGCAAACAAAGCAGUUUCUGUGCCAAAACUGGGCCCAAACCCUGAUUGAAAUGGAUCUAGAAAAUCAGUUUCCUCCAAGAGGUCCUGGAUCUGGUCUGUGACCAGUCGUGCAAGAACCAUGCCCAAGAAAAGGGAAAUUGACAACUGCUUGGUAAUUCUUUAGAUUUCCCUUCUCUAAAGACCACUGCACAAAUAUUAGGGACACUGGAUCCAUUAAAAGGAAAGACAAAUUCACUAUCAUACUGGCCAAGUUUUCAAAAAGUAAAUUAGAAAUUCCUUAUCAGAAUCUCAGAAUAAAACGUCUAAGUUGUUAUUCUCCAUUUUUUAUGUACAGGGAGAUAUAUAUUUUUAAGGGGCAUUAAAUCGGCAAAUAUCACUUGUUGUUUAUAAUAUUAUUGUUCCCAAAAAGGCAUACUUCAUGGCUUCCCCAAAUGUGUGUUUUGGCAUUUAGCAGCCUCCCUGGAGAAGACUAACAGAAGAACCUAUUGGCCUCUGCCAUUAGCCUUUUCUGUCCAGAAUUCUCCAAGGCCAAGGGGAAGUAUCUGUGGCAUCAAGAACUUCCUGUGUGGGAUGCCUCCAAGAAAGUGAGUCACUUGGAAAAAUCAAUAAGGUCAUUGCUGCCACAAAUGUUUGGGCACGUAGCCAGUUCAGUGCCCUUUUACCACCAAGGGUAAAUGGAUAAAUGGAUAAUGAUGGGUUGGCAUAAGCUGAGCAGGAAGGGGAAGAGGAAAGACUGGGUGACAGGCUCCCUCCCAUUCUAAGAAGCAAAUAUUACCUGGGUAAGACACUAUAGGUGCUUGCAGAUUAUUGAGUAGACAGUGUUAGCUAUUUAAAGAGUAUUUAUUCUGCUUCGUUUGUGGGGGAGUUAGAUUACAUUGUGUCCAAGCAAGUGUUAUCCCAUACAUCAAGUGUAUUUUCCUGUCACUUUCCUUACUUCAAAAAAUCCAGUUUUGGGGGAAGAGGGUUUGUUGCACAUGACCGCCCAAUCAACUAUAAUCAUGAAACAUGAAUUUUCCAGUAUUUGAUUGAAUAUCUCCUGGAAAUAGCAACUGUCUGGAAACAUCAUUGGUGCCUAUUUAACAAUACAACUAAGAAUCUGUGUGGGGACCCCUGGUUUUCUUGUUUUAUCUUCUGCUUUGUUUUUACAAUCAAACAGUGUAUAAAUUCUAUGAAAUAAAUAAAUACAUAUAUAAAAAAAUAGAAAUGCUCCCAUAUGGCAGCUCACUGGCACGGCCAAAGCACAAAUGAAUAAAUACCCAUAGACUAAGCAAAAGAAAAGCAGAGAGAAAGUGUGGAGCUUGUUGUCUAGGUGAAAAAGAAACACACAUUUGUUGUAUUGUGAAAUUGCUUCAAGAUGCUGCAUAGGAAGUGAUACAUAAAUAAUAAUAAAAUAAAAUAACGAUGAUGAUGAUGAUGAUGUUAGAAAGACAAGCUUUCCUGGCACCUAAAAUGGAGUUUUGCCCUAUGCCCUUUGAAAAUGGAAGUAAAUAAUGUCAAGCUGACCACACCUUUGCAGCCAUAGUCAAUGUAAAUCACAGGUUAAUCUCAGUUCCAUAUGAGACUAAUGGAUUUGGGCAAGAACACUUUCUUUUAGCUAAGCAAGUUAAUGCUUCACAGGUUUUUCAGCUGAAAGCCCAUCUGGGAUUGUUUGUGUAAAGAGAUGAGAUGCGUGGAUAGUGCCAAAGAUCAAUACAGUGAGGAGGGAAUUAUCUGACAACUAACCAGCAUAUUGCUAUUUUGUGCUUUUUUCCCCAGGGCUGCAUAUUUGUCUCUGCAAUCUUUGGUGACAUUAUUUUUUUUCAAAAGCAAAUUAUCAGUAAUCUCUGUGAUGUAA
Podarcis lilfordi (Lilford's wall lizard) is the source of this 5076-nucleotide messenger RNA. The record is from the annotation of a GenBank genome assembly. NCBI's taxonomy places the organism in Eukaryota, Metazoa, Chordata, Lepidosauria, Squamata, Lacertidae.